UUUUUUGGCGUUUUCAUUUUGUUGCUCUAUCUCUCUCUCUCUCUCUCCUUAGACUCAGCGAAGAUCUCUCUGCUGGUCUCGUGUACUUGGAUGAAUAUGCAGGCGAGCCGGGAUGUUUACCAAUUCUGCCGAUAAUUAAGGGUUUCAUCUCUCCAUCUAGGGUUUCUUCUCUGAGUGUUAGAUUUGUACUUUGUUGUGCAAUUCUUCUUUGUUCGCCGAAGAUGAUAUGUGAAGAAGUUUUGAAGGCUGUUUUCCCUUUACUGGAGGGUGUGGACCUUGCUUCUUGUAUGGCAGUGUCCAAGCAAUGGAGAAGCUUAGCUCAAGAUGAUUACUUGUGGAAAUGCUUAUGUGCCAAGAGAUGGCCUUCGAUCUGCAAGAGACCUAAUCCUCCCACUGUAACCUACUACAAGUUAUAUCAAACUUUCUAUAAACGCCAGCAUUGUCGAACUCUUCUCCCUCCAAGACUUUCCUUUGAUGAUUUAGAAUUUUUUAUUGACGUCUGGACCGAGGAUCGAUUAAUCUUCUCAGAAGUGGUUCCGGGCCCUGUUCUACAGACUGGUAUUAAGAUUCCACCAGCUGGAAUUUGUGAUAUGCUUAGGUUUCAUCUCGAGGGCCCUGAGUACAAGAUGACUCUACCAGUUGAGCCAAGGUUCAAAGUUCCUCUGAGCCAGACUGUGAGUGUUUCAGUACUUGUGGGGCGCAAGGAUACCAAUAAGGUUGCUUGCAUUAUAAAUAAAUCUAUGUUUGAUUAUAUUGAUCGGACAGCAUUUAGGGCUCUGGCGUUUGACUACCUUGACUUUUCACCUAUAUAUUACUUCAUUUCGGGUAUCCGCGCAUGGAUCUCCCUGCUUUUCAUGGAAGAUGGAAGUGACUCUGUCAUUGAUGUUUUUGGGAUUGAAAUGGAUUUCUGUGAUGCUGCAAACUCCAAGGAAGAGGUUUUAUGGCUAUUGGAUAUGCUUGACUGGAGGUGAAAGGUUGAAUUCAUGGAAACAAAGAACCACUUAACUGGAUAUGCAUCUCUUUGGUUCUUUGGAAUAAGCAGUCUUUGAAUUGUGGCAACUUUGGCACAAAGACUGGGCAAAAUCAUUUUCGUUUUCUUGUGUUCCUGUAUGUUAUUGUCUGUACAUACUAUUUUUAUUCGUUAUCGCCAAUAAAUAUGAACUUUAUUGUU
This is a messenger RNA of Ziziphus jujuba (common jujube), 1171 nucleotides long. Its product is annotated as F-box protein At5g39250. The transcript is spliced from 3 exons. Gene Ontology annotation, molecular function: protein binding. The coding region runs from base 222 to 971 and encodes 249 amino acids. Lineage: Eukaryota; Viridiplantae; Streptophyta; Magnoliopsida; Rosales; Rhamnaceae. The record is from RefSeq and is a predicted model, not a curated record.